Messenger RNA from Pseudoliparis swirei, 2226 nucleotides. RefSeq lists its product as uncharacterized. Gene Ontology annotation, biological process: negative regulation of endopeptidase activity. The transcript is spliced from 7 exons. Lineage: Eukaryota; Metazoa; Chordata; Actinopteri; Perciformes; Liparidae. The record is from RefSeq and is a predicted model, not a curated record. Gene Ontology annotation, molecular function: cysteine-type endopeptidase inhibitor activity. Bases 203 to 1264 code for a protein of 353 amino acids. Gene Ontology annotation, cellular component: extracellular region.
AGAGAGGGCAAAGUCCAGCCUCAGCCUCCGUCCAAACCCUGUCUGGAAAAACUAGGAUUACAGGUCUUGCAAAGGAAGAUUUACAAACCGGGGCCUGUGUUAGUCUGCAUGUUAAAUGAGCCGCCAGGAUAGGCUUCAGUGACUAAACUGGGUUUGAAUCUGGGUUUUUGUUUGUUCCGUUGGUGUGUGUGCGUGUUAGAGGAUGAGUGUGCACCUUCUCGUCCUAUGUCUGGCUCUGCUGCAGCAGGGGGGGAGAGCCAGGCCCGACCGUCCGGGCUGCAGGAGCCCUGAAGUGGUGAGGGUGGCGGAAGAGGCCCUGGACCAGAUCAACCAGGACCGGACAGACGGAUACAUCCUGACCCUCAACAGACUGUACGACCUCUCUCACACGAUCGGAAAGACAGGUGGGUCAUUCUACAAACUGACCAUUGAUGUCAUGGAGACCAAAUGCCACAUCACCAGCAGGCGACCAUGGAAACAAUGCGAAGUCCGAGAUAUUAGUGACGUCCCAGUGUAUGGCGAGUGCGAGGUGUCGGCCUCUGUUGACUCUCAAGUCAAACUUCUCAGCUACUCCUGUGCACUUCGUGAAGUUCCCGCUACUGUCGUGGUGGAUGUGUGUCCGGACUGUCCCACAGCUGACAACCUCGACGAGCCCGUCGUCAAGGAGACGGCCAACCUCUCACUACAGAGGUUCAACGAAGAGAGCCACCUGGCAAACUACUUUACUCUGGAGAACGUUACGAGAGCCAGUUCACAGUGGGUUGUUGGUCCUUCCUACUUCGUGGAGUUCACCAUCCUGGAGACUGCGUGUUUAAAGACCACAGAGGCCAGUGAGCUGGGCAGCUGCCCCCCUAUGGACUGUCAGUUUGCUCAUAGAGGCUUCUGCCUGGGCUCGCACGUGGCCCACGAGGACCCGUUUGAAUACCGACUGCCUGUCGGAAACAAGGGCAGCUCCCUCCGGAACCGGAUGGCUGUCGAUGUGAAGUGUGAGAUCUACGAACCCCAGGCUGCCGCUGUGGAGGAGCAGGCCCAUGUGAAAGCGGACAGCGAACACAAUGAGCAUCAGCACCACAACCACACACACCUGCACCCGCACGAGCACACGCACCCAGUCACGGCCAGCGGCAACCUCGCGGUCUCGGAGCCCCGGGGGGCCCUCGGGACUGUGGUGGACCGGGCCGCCCCGCUCCGAUCCGCCCCGGCAGCCAGCGCCUGCCCCGGCCCACGCAGACACAAGCUGGGCUUGGACAGUCUGAAGCUCUGAUUGGUCCAGAGCCAUGGGGCGUUGAUCUACUGAUCGGCCACUCGAGCUAUACCCAAGUGAUGUAAUUAGUUCAGAAAGACCGCAAAUUGUAACCUCGAAUAUGGGAGGGCAGUACAUCACUCUUGUAAAUAAUCUGAUUGUUUGAUUAAAGAAUUGACAUGAGUUCAUUUUACACAUAACAUUGGAAAUUAUUCAGCCGUUUCUGAAAACAUCUCUGAAAGGGAUUCUCUCAGGACAUUUAAAACACUUAUAUUUGACCAAGUUUGUCUGUAAAUUAGAUGGCCAUGAAUACGCUUCGAAGGCAGAUCAAAAUACAAUGUUUUCUAAUCCAGUGACAUGGCUACAUUGCCAAGAGGAGAGGACACACAGCCGUGACAACACAAGGGGGAUACACACAAGUAGUAGUUAACAGAAAGGGUUUUAUUUAAUUUAGGAAGCAUAACAUAACAGUAGUUUCAGUGGUGGAGGUGAGUACAUCAGCACAUCUGAUAUGUUCUGUAGUUUCAGGUCAAACCAUACUCUCCUACAGACGGCCAAGCAGGGCAUCAGGACAGCGAGCGAAAGAGAGCUCCUGAGGCCAGAGGGCCUUCUAAAUGCAGCACUGGCACACAAGGCACAGGUGUUGCCAAUGCUGCUGAUUACCUCAGGUGUUUCCACUCUUCUGAUGACCCUUGGCCACGCCCACCUGCAGGGACGUGAGCCAGUGGCAGAGAGGGUCGUUACACCAACAAACACAAACACUUAAAAACAUUCAAUUUUAUACAUAUCAUUUUGACAUUAGAGUUGUCUCGAUGUUGUCUGAGGGUGGGCCCACAGUGUCAGACUUGUGUUUGAUUGAUUAUUAUGAAGGAGAUACUUGUUGUAUUUCUCAGAAAUAUCAAACGCUGACAGAUAUUUUAGCAUCACUAAUUUAUAAUGAUUUCAUUUUCGACUUCAAAUAAUUAAAACGCAUUUACACUGGC